Chelonia mydas (Green sea turtle) is the source of this 4087-nucleotide messenger RNA. It is a transcript of the gene FZD10, whose product is annotated as frizzled class receptor 10. Gene Ontology annotation, cellular component: plasma membrane. The transcript has a single exon. Bases 1042 to 2799 code for a protein of 585 amino acids. Gene Ontology annotation, biological process: non-canonical Wnt signaling pathway; canonical Wnt signaling pathway. Gene Ontology annotation, molecular function: Wnt receptor activity; Wnt-protein binding. The record is from RefSeq and is a predicted model, not a curated record. Lineage: Eukaryota; Metazoa; Chordata; Testudines; Cheloniidae.
AGGGAAGCGGGGGGAGAAAAAAGACAGAGAGUGAGAAACAAAUGAGGCUUUUUUUUUAUCUGUGGUGAUCAAGGAAAACCUGUAGGGGUCCUUAAGGAGGUUUCAAGGCGUUCCGAGUGAUUGGAAAGUAAUCACCGUGUCAGCUUCACCUUUCUCAUGCAAAGUGGGUGUCGUAUGCAAGGCGGAUCCUGCACAGGGAUUUUUUUUUUUAAAUCCUGGGACACAACCACCCCCUAAAAACCAGCUGCAACAGCCCCAGGACUUGCUGCUACUGCGGGGAGAGAGGAGAGACGAGAACCAGCCCUGCCUUGCAAGGCGCUAAAGAACCAACCCGUUGCAAAAACAGAAGGGGGAGGGUGUCAGCCCCUCUCCGAUGGCUUAGAUAUUUUCUCCUCCUUUAUCUUUGCAGUUGGAUAAGCCACCCCCACCGGGGAGGAAAGUGUGGGGAAACGGUGGCCCGUCCUGGGGAGCAGGAGAGACCGCUGCACCGACCAAAAGCCGCAUGGGACACGUGGAAGUUGAAGCGGUGACCGCUUGGAUCUAACAAGCCGGCCAAGAGCUCGCGUUCGGCCUGUGCCCGGAGAGAGGGGGCGCGGGGCGGGGAGGAAGCUCUCAGAAGUGGAAGCCUUGGGGGGGGGGAAAGAAAGUUUCUGGGACCCCCGCAGUAAGUUUUGUGCCUCUAUGGCUGGGGGUGGCUCCCGCACGGCUGGCUGUUUGCAAACUGCCCCCCCACCCCCGCUUCUCACCUCCCCCGAGUCCCCUCUCUCCCGGCGCCACCGGGGCUGGAAAAUGACUAGCCUGGACUUUUGCUGAGACCGGCGCGCCGCAGCGGGCUCAUGGCUAGGGGCUGCGCUGACCUGGCUCACGCCGCCUGGGUCUGUCCCACGCUCUGAGCGUCCCUGGCGGAAGUUGGGGGGCGAUGCUCUCCGGCGAGGGAGGCGUGGGGCGGCGGGACUGACCCCCCCGCCGCCUGGUUCGCCUGCGGAAAGGACCCGCGCUCCAGCUGCACGCGGGGCUGGGCGUUGUGUUGUGGCUGCAAACAUGGGGCCGGCGAGGAGGAAGGUCAUGCAAACUCUCUGGCUGUUCUCGCGUCUGGUUUGCUUUUGCACUGGGAUAAGCUCCAUAGACAUUGACCGCCCGGGCGACGGGAGAUGCCAGCCCAUAGAAAUCCCCAUGUGCAAGGAUAUAGGGUACAACAUGACUAGGAUGCCUAACCUGAUGGGACAUGAGAACCAAAGGGAAGCUGCCAUUCAGCUGCAUGAGUUUGCCCCCUUGGUGGAGUAUGGCUGUCACAGCCACUUGAAAUUCUUCCUCUGCUCUCUCUAUGCCCCUAUGUGCACAGAGCAGGUCUCCACGCCAAUCCCAGCCUGUAGGGUUAUGUGUGAGCAGGCCAGGCUGAAAUGCUCUCCCAUCAUGGAACAAUUUAAUUUCAAGUGGCCGGACUCCUUAGACUGCAGCAAAUUGCCCAACAAGAAUGACCCCAAUUACCUAUGCAUGGAAGCCCCUAACAACGGAUCGGAUGAGCCACCCAGAGGCUCCAGCAUGUUGCCACCCAUGUUCAGGCCACAGCGGCCGAGCAAUGGUCAUGAUUUGCAGCAGCACAAGGACAGCCUCGGUAGAGCCACCUGUGAAAAUCCUGGCAAGUUCCACCAUGUGGAAAAGAGUGCUUCCUGUGCCCCACUCUGCACACCCGGGGUUGAUGUUUACUGGAGCAAGGAUGACAAACAGUUUGCUGUCAUCUGGAUUGCCGUCUGGUCCAUCUUGUGUUUCUUUUCCAGUGCUUUCACCGUACUCACUUUUCUGAUAGAUCCCCAGCGCUUCAAAUACCCUGAAAGGCCCAUCAUCUUCCUGUCUAUGUGCUAUUGUGUCUAUUCUGUGGGGUACAUUAUUCGCCUCUUUUCAGGCGCUGAGAGCAUAGCCUGUGACAGAGACAGUGGUCAACUUUAUGUUAUCCAGGAGGGGCUGGAAAGCACUGGAUGCACCAUUGUGUUCCUGGUCCUAUAUUAUUUUGGUAUGGCAAGCUCAUUGUGGUGGGUAAUUUUGACUUUAACUUGGUUUCUGGCUGCUGGGAAGAAAUGGGGUCACGAAGCAAUUGAAGCAAACAGCAGCUACUUUCAUUUGGCAGCAUGGGCCAUUCCAGCUGUGAAGACCAUAAUGAUAUUAGUUAUGAGAAGGGUAGCUGGAGAUGAACUGACAGGAUUGUGCUAUGUUGGAAGCAUGGAUGUAAAUGCCUUGACUGGGUUUGUACUCAUUCCUUUAGCUUGUUAUCUAAUCAUAGGCACUUCUUUUAUUCUAUCUGGUUUUGUGGCCCUCUUCCAUAUCAGGAGGGUGAUGAAAACAGGUGGAGAAAACACAGACAAGUUGGAGAAACUUAUGGUCAGGAUUGGUGUCUUCUCAGUCUUAUAUACAGUGCCUGCUACAUGUGUAAUAGCUUGCUACUUUUAUGAAAGACUUAACAUGGAUUAUUGGAAAAUUGUGGCAAUGCAAUAUAAAUGCAAGAUGAACAAUCAAACUAAACAUUUGGACUGCAUGAUGAAUAAUUCCAUUCCUGCAGUAGAAAUUUUCAUGGUGAAAAUUUUUAUGUUGUUGGUUGUGGGCAUUACUAGUGGUAUGUGGAUCUGGACUUCCAAGACUCUUCAAUCCUGGCAAAAUGUUUGCAGUCAGAGAUUAAAGAAGAGAAGUAGGAGAAAACCUGCAAGUGUUAUUACAAACAGUGGAAUCUACAAAAAAACUCAACAUCCACAGAAAACUCACCAUGCAAAAUAUGAAUCAGCAUUACAGCCACCUACUUGUGUAUGAACAGGAUGUAUAGAAAACUGUAUCUCAGUUUGUAGAGACUUAUAAACGCUCACUGUAGCAAUCAGAAAUAAAAAUUUUAAAAGGUGCUUUUUGUCAGAGAACGGUAUAGCAAAUCAAGGCAAAAAUGUAUGACACUGAAAUUCAGGACCUGUUGAUAAACUGAAGGUAAAUGUACUUAGGAAAAGGUUUUCAGUGAAAGGAAUAUUGUCAAUUAAAGCUGCCUCUUCUGUUACUAAUUUGUAGUAAGAUAUUUCAUCCAGCCCUCUGAUAAAAAAACUAUGUGUAACCUUUAUCUGUAGCUGAGCUGGAGUUCCUACAGGUUUCUAAGUAACAAGAUAUAAUCAAGUUUUACGGAGCUAUGAUUUUUUUUUUUUAGGAGCCUGACUGAAAAUUGUGUCUUUUUGGGGACACUUAAUUCCAUAGAGGCCUAAGUGAAAGCAACUUCUGUGCUAACUUAAGAAAAGAGAAAUCCUUUACAGCGCUUCUUCAGCCUAGGGGGUUUGAAGUAUCUAAAAAUAGGUUCAAUCUAUAAUGCUCACCAAUAUUCUUUCACUAAAAGAGAAACUUCCUGCAUGAGACACAAACUUUGUGAAUAAGAAUAAUGUGCAAUACAUUUUUUUCUUACCAGGACAUGAAAAGAGAAACAAGUAUUUUGCUGUACAUAAAGACAACAAAAGAAAUCUCUUAACAAAAGAACUAAGAGGUCUAGUCCUCAGAAACCCUUUAGUGUUACAUUUUGUGGCUUUUUAAUGGAAAUCAAGCCAAUGUUAUACACGUUUGGACUGAUUUGUGGAAAAAAAAAAAGUGUGUGUGGGGGGGUCAAUUCAAAGAGGCCCAAAGGGCUUAUUGACUCUUUCUAUUGUUAAACAAAUUCUCACCAUGAAUAGAUCAAGAAGCACUAGAUUCUGCAAAGGCAAGCUUUGUAUUGAGUGAUGCUCUUUACUUGUGUUGGAAGGGCACAAUUAUUUGCUGUAUAUAUUUGUAAUAUACAGUUAUUUUUCAUGCUCCACUAUUUUAUAAAAAAUAAAAUAUGUACUUUAGUUUGAUAAUUUUGUCUGCUCUAAACUUUCCAUCAUGUGCUUUGUGAUUAAUAAAAAUUUUUUUCAGUGAUUUACUAAAGGCACAUUUUGAAUAUAGCACAGUGUUUAAUAUGUUAUACUUGACAUAUAAGGACUGCAAGUAUAAUCGGAUUGACCCUUAAUGUGCAAAAGAAGGAAUUGCAAGUUGAAAAAAAAUAAAGAGUUUUAAGUUGCGUCUUUCUAUGAAUCUUUGCAACUGAGAGAACUGA